ACUAAUAAUGGGGAAGCUAGCUACGCAUUGUCAUGCAUGCAUUAAGAAACAAAUUCUUGUGAAGGACAUCCACAUUCAGGUUUCUGUUUGGAAACUGCUAAAGAUAGCUGAGGAGUAACGGAUAGAUAGUCAUUAAUACUAAAACAAGGCAUAUAUUUGUAUAAAUUAAAAAGCCGUAAGCCUGGAGCUUUUGCAAUUAAACGUAUUGAUCAAACCGCGUACGUAGGACCAGCCCUUAAGGCUACCAUGGCCAUUGCAGAAAGAUUUGAAGCAAAAUUAGCCAUUAUUGUCCUAGGGACGACCUUAGCGCUGCUCUCUUGCGUGGCCGCCGAAUCUACGGAUCACCGUCGUGGCCUUAGUGGCGCUGGUUCCAACGUUUUCGAUGUUACUUGUUAUGGUGCUAAGGCAGAUGGCCAUAAAGAUAAUGUACAGGCAUUCAUGAAGGCAUGGGUUGCAGCUUGUAAAUCUGGUGGUCCUGCUAAGCUUCUUAUUCCCAAAGGAACAUUUGUGACAGGGCCAGUCGUGUUUGCAGGGCCAUGCAAGGGCUUUAUGACUGUUGAAGUUCAAGGAACUAUUCAAGCAACCUCAGAUGUUUCUGAAUACAGUUCUCCCGAAUGGUUUUCCUUCGAAAACCUCAAUGGUUUGCUACUUACUGGCGGAGGAACUUUCGAUGGCCAAGGUGCCACUGUCUGGAAGUACAAUGACUGCAAACAAAACUCCAACUGCCAACUUCUCCCCUCUUCAAUCAAAUUCUACAGUGUGAACAACGCCGAGAUUUGUAGCAUCACUUCCCUCAAUAGCAAAGCGUUCCACACGCACGUCGUUAACUGCCAAAACUUCACCGCCCAUGACCUCAAUAUAAUUGCUCCAUCUAAUAGCCCCAAUACCGACGGUAUGCAUAUCAGCAGGUCCAGUCUUGUCACUGUAUCCAACACCAAAAUUGGAACAGGUGAUGAUUGCAUUUCCAUUGGACAAGGGACAACCCAUGUCACCAUCUCUAAUGUCACUUGUGGCCCCGGACAUGGCAUAAGUGUUGGCAGCCUUGGCAAGUACAAUAACGAGAAGGAUGUGAGCGGGAUUCGUGUGACUCAUUGCACAUUCAAUAGCACCACGAACGGUGUGAGGAUCAAAACCUGGCCUGGCUCACCUCCAAGCCAAGCUUCCGACAUCUCUUUCGAAGAUAUAAUUAUGGAUUCAGUUAAAAAUCCUAUUGUUAUAGAUCAGAAAUAUGGUUCGCAUAAGAGUGCGCCAUCCAAAGUAAAGAUUAGCAACGUUCGUUACAAGAACAUCAGGGGCACCUCAACUUCACCUGUCGCAGUGUCUCUAGGCUGCAGCUCACUGGUGCCUUGCACGGGUGUUCAGUUGACCGACAUCGAUUUGCAAUACAAGGCCAUUGGUGGGAAAGACAAAUCCAUUUCAUCCUCAUGCUUGAACGCAAAGAUUACUUGUGGGGGCAAACAGAAUCCAGCAGCUUGUGAUACUUAAUUUGGGGCACUCCGAUCCGGGAGACACAUUCCUUCCAAGUGCAUGCAUUAAUGAUCAUUAAGUUUCUCGAAGGAAAAAUAUUCUAUGUAACUACGGUAACAUACCCUGACACAUUAUACAAUAAAUUAUAGAACCUUUAACAGAUCAGUCGAUACUAGCAUUUUGAUCUCAAAUUUUGGUCGAGCAACUCGAUCAUCUUCUAUCGCUUGCUUUUCUUUGUUUCCAUGUUGGUGAUGAUCAUGAUGAGUAUUGAGGAAUAAUCUUAUAUUGUCUUACAUUGUCUAUGUAUAAGAUCUUAGACAUGUUUAUAAGGAAUAAACAAUCAUCUCUUAUAGAAUCAAUUUAAUAAUAUGAGUUAGACUCAUUAAUUUUUUCAUGGUAUCAGAGUCUGCCACAGGACAAAUAUGGGCCUACACUACUUACCCCGUGACAAAAACUAAAAAAAAAU
Molecule: messenger RNA, 1933 nt
Organism: Juglans microcarpa x Juglans regia
Lineage: Eukaryota; Viridiplantae; Streptophyta; Magnoliopsida; Fagales; Juglandaceae
Product: exopolygalacturonase-like
Exons: 6
Coding region: 247-1485 (412 amino acids)
Biological process (GO): carbohydrate metabolic process
Molecular function (GO): polygalacturonase activity
Source: RefSeq, a predicted model, not a curated record